Molecule: messenger RNA, 4516 nt
Organism: Caenorhabditis auriculariae
Lineage: Eukaryota; Metazoa; Nematoda; Chromadorea; Rhabditida; Rhabditidae
Source: the annotation of a GenBank genome assembly
AUGCUCCAAGCCUUCAGGUUGCUUCUGAUGUCUCAUUUUCUCUUCAGUCUAGUGACAGCCAGCGAUGAAGUUCUUUCCAUUCUUCCUUCAAUUUCAACGGACCUUAUUUGAGGCCAUAAAUUGGGAAACGUACAAGCCGACAGGGUCUCUGAGAGAAAAGAGUUCAGCCGAAGUUCCCUGGGAGCCGCUCCGUUUCGAUUUUGCUUUUGAACCGGAAUAUUUCGAGUUUUUGAGGAUUCGGUGGAAAUAAUAUCAGAGUUUUGAAGCAUGCCGGAAGAUGAGAAACGUGGAGUGAUGGACUCCGUGGUGGUAGCAAUUAAAUCGUACGAGGGUGUCAAAGUUCAGCGUGAUCCGAAGGGGAUUCUUUUGCCACGAAUGUUAGUUCACAACAAAAUAAGUUUGCAAAAAUAAAUUUUGGAGGGAGUUUUUUUUGACAGCCCCAAGAGUGUCCCCAAACGCACUACUAAGACUCAAGAGCAAGACCUAAAAAAAUAACCAAAAAUUGUGACAGCAAGCAGAAGAAUUGUUCAAGAAAGAAUAGUCUUGAAAAUUAUUUGCUUCAUAGAUCCUUUUUUUUUUAAAUUAUCUCAACCAAACUUUCUAACUAGGGAAUGUUUUUUAGCCGUGUACUUUAGGACCUUCUUAUUGCAAAACAAGAAGAAAAAUUCUCGCAAUAGAUCUCAUUAUCACUAAGAAUAACUGACGAGAUAAAAGCGAGGUCGGUGGCGGUACAUUGACGAACUCGCAAACAUGUCGCUUUUUUCUAGGCGCGACCUCGCAUUUAUCUUGCAUUUCGGAAAUUUUCAAAAUGCGAGAGAAAUGCGAGCUGGCGCCCAGAAAAAUGCGAGACCGGCGCGAGAAAAAAAGCGAGAUGUUUGCGAGCUCGUCAAUGUACCGCCAGCGUCUCGCGUUUAUCUCGGCAGUUAUUCUUAGUGAUUGAGUUGAACCGCUUCAAAAGCUCAAAAUAGCGCUUUCUAGUAAUAAUUUGCGUACUUUGAGGACUUUGAAGCUUCAUAACUCGAAAAGGUGAUCUAUUUCGGAAAGUUUUCUUCUUGUUCUUUAAUCAGGAGACCCUGAAGAACACUUCAGCAAAGUUUCAUGAAAAGUAGGGACCAAGAAACGUUUCCCAGUAAGUUCCAAGUGGUUAUUUUCCAUGCUCAAAAAUCAUAAAAUCCAAUUUCAGCAACGGUCAAAGGGCGAUCUGCGACGAUAAAACAAUCUUUACAGAAGAUAAAAAUUACUUCAAGGUGAAAUCAAAAUAUUUUUGAAUAAAUAUGAAAAACUUCAGUGCGAUGGCGAGAAAGGCUGCAACGAGGAACCACUCCUAAGGGUAUAAAACUUGGAAACUUUUUUUUUUAAUUUUUCGUAACUUUCAGGCGGAUUACGUCUUUCACAUCAAAGUCCGAGAUCUUCCAGAAAAAAUUCGGGCCAAGUGUAGGCCUUGCACCUAUGAUAUCAAUACCAAUAGGUUUCUCUUCAAAUAUGGGUAAAGAUAAAAUCGACUUUUCAGACCAACCUCCGGACAUAUCACUAUUGGACGUGCUGCUUUGCGCCAAGGGCUACAAACACAAUUACACGGGGUUUGUCAAAUACAGUUUACGUCGCGGGAUGGCCGGAUUUGGAAUGGCUGAACGGUUUUCAUAGGCAAAGUCGGAAGGACUCUUUGGCCGUCCGUUAUGGAUGCAAAAGUUUCUAUUAAUUCGUCCUAAACGGUUGGCAAUUUUACUGCCUUUUUCCGUCCUGUCGUCGUCAUUAAUCCACCCUUUUUGGACCCUUUUCAGAAAUACAAAAUUUUUCAAAUUGAGAAUAAUCUUUACCAGUGACUGUGUAUGAAACAAAAUGUGCUACAGUAAAAAAAAAAUAGGAAAUCAUCAAUGGCCGAGUCUUUCAGCACCCUUUUUGCAUCCCUUCUGAGGCUUUUCAGCCCACCAAUAAUGAAAGGGUCAGUAAAGGCCGCGAAACCCUUUUGUGGCCAUUUUGCACCCGUUUUCCACACUUCCGACUUUGGCAAUGUUUGUGGUCUGGCGCACAGUUGAGCCAUUCUAAUGGCGAUAGAAGGUUUUCACCACAAAAUUUCCGAAUCAUGGCUGAAAAUUUUUUUAUCUUUGCAUAUUUUUUCGACAUGAUCUUUUAUAAAUACAGCAUGAUCUUCACCAAAUUAAAUUGAAAUAGAAAGUUCUCCGGUGAGUUUACACAAAUUUAUAUUUCGAGCACUAGAGUCUUUACUACUAGAUUUUUUUAUUUUCUAUAUUAACCAUUUUUUUGAGACCUUUUAGGGCAUGGAAGCGAUGUACGACACACUUCGGCAUGAGAUGAGCCACGGAUUAUACAUGAAGUCGGAACUUUUCCCAUUGUAUCCAGAUUACGAGUAACUAAUUUUGAAACCUAUUUUCUUGAAAUUUUCGAAGACAUUCAAAGAAAAGCUUGAAAUUUUCAGGAAAAAUCACAUCACAUCGACUCGUUUCGAAGUUUACCCAGAGAUAAAAACGAAUAACACGAAUAACGAGCUAUUUUUCGGAAUUUCAUUUCCAAAAUCUCUCGAGGCGGCUCGGCACUACUACCACUGUCCCGACCUAAAAUAUAUCGAGCUGGAAAACGAUAAAAAACGCGUCACGGGUCAUUAUGAAGCCGAUUUUUUGCCGGUUGGUUUUCGGCAAAGAAGGCUUCUACAAAAAUGUAGUCAAUUUUUCCCGACUUGAAAGGCGAGGGAGGCAGAGAAGUGGGCGGGACGCGUUGCGUGUGCGCUCGCGGUUCUUGGCACGAGUUCAAUUCAAGCGUCACCAACGAUUUGAGAAGCUCGGUCACCGCUCUUUUUAUCUAUUCUACUAAUUUUUGAAUGCAGAAAUGAAAAAGCCAAUAGAUAACCAAAAAAAGAAAUGAAAAAGAGCAAUAAUGGAGCCUCAAACGAUCAAUGGCGGUUAAAGCGAAUUCGUGCCAAGAACCGCGAACGCACACGUGGCCGCCUUUCAGGUCGGGAAAAAAUGACUACAAAAAAUCCGCUGAAAUUUCAAUUUUUACAGUACGAAUACAUGAAACCGUUUCCCGGCGAAGAUAGUCGUUUUUUAACGAAAAUUUCCUUGGCUUUGAUGGAAGAUUCUGGAUGGUACAAGGUGGACUAUUCGUGGGUUUCAAUUCAACUUUUUGAUAAGUAUUAUAAAAGCUCUACACUAGAGAUCAUUAGCAGCCUGAAGAGACGCCAGAGACACGGAGAAUCUUUGAUUCUCUGGAGUCUCUUGGUCUCUCGUUGCCUCGGACAGUCUGUUUGAUCAUUCAGAAAAGCCGAACCCUAUCCUCCAUUAUUCGAAGACAAAAAUCCUUGUUUCGUCGCCAAGUCGUGCCGUUUCGCAGAAUAUAAGGGAAACAACUCGUAAAUUCGAACUUCUAGGAGAUUAAAAAAGAAGAACACUUCCAGGAGUUUCUUCACAAAAUGUCAUCCGGGCCGAAAAUCUCACUACGGGCCAUUGGGAUACAAAAAAGCGCACUACAGCAAGUGCAGAAUGCCCUGGGUUUGUCAACAGAAAUGGAGUUCUGAUGGGAAUUUGAAUCAUUCAGAUUACAACGUGCCGAAAGUACCCGAGAAAUGAGGUGAAAAAAACGAAUUUUUUUCCUAUUAAAAAAACUUGUAUAUAAAUUUAUCAGAUAAUCAAUCGAAAAAAUCUAAGCUAUUUUUUUCUCCUAAAAAAAUACAGUUUCAAGGACUACCGGUGCUUGGAACACGACGGCCUUUUCAACAUUCAGUUGAUUGGAGACUCUGGGGUUACUACCAUGAAAGAACCGGUAACUGCGCCACAGUGUUACGAGGUUUACUAAGAGUAGGUAGGACAAUUGAUCAACUACAUUUUGUUCCAGAUAAAGUGCAACGGGGGCAAAGUUGCUUUUGUUUCUGAAGGGAAAAACUACUUUUGUGACUAUCCCGGACAACGAAUCAAGCUUUUUGAAGUGAGCUUUUUUUCUCGAAAAGUCUUUUAAUAGAAGACCCAAGAGACAGGAUCUCCAGAGGGGUCCCUAUAAGGGCAGGGUCCCCUCUAGUGAUCACUGAACCUAGUAGAAGUGGUUUUAGUUAGUGGCCCCUAUUGGGGACAUGCUAGGAGAUUUUUUCCCUAAACCCUAUAGGGACCACUCUGAGACUGCUCAGGUCCCUGAAAGUCUUGACAAUCCCGAAUUCUCUUUUAAAGCUAAGAUAUUCUGACUAGGGAACUACAAGCCACCACAGUUUCAACUCGAAACGCGUACCCGAGUCCGAGUAGUUCCCUAGUGAGAACUCAUAAAGCUCCAGAAUUAUUUCCAGACUUUCCAAAACGGUCAUCAUUACCACACGCUGGCCGCUCACAACGCCACCCGGUUCUCAAAAAUAAAUGUGAGAUUUCCGUAUUUGUGUAUUUUUGCAUUCUAUCCUUUUCAGGGUGAUUCGCCUUACUCGGUCGAGAGGACUGUAAUUUGUCCUGAAUAUUGCGAGGUGUGCGACGAAAAAGAUUCAAUAACUUGUCCUCCCAAAGUGGUUUCUGCAGCCGUUUGA